This is a messenger RNA of Guillardia theta CCMP2712, 612 nucleotides long. RefSeq lists its product as hypothetical. The record is from RefSeq and is a predicted model, not a curated record. The transcript has 8 exons. NCBI's taxonomy places the organism in Eukaryota, Cryptophyceae, Pyrenomonadales, Geminigeraceae. Bases 1 to 612 code for a protein of 203 amino acids.
AUGGGAGCUCCCAGGUUUCUCCUCCUCGUUCCUCUCGUCCUUCUGGUGAGCUACAAGGAGUUGACGAGGAGCGGAAGUGCUGUAGCAUUGCUAGACGAGCAUGAGCUGCAGAAUGACAUGAAGCAUAUUGCUGGCGUCGUCGUGAACUCGAGAGGAAGUCGAGUGCCGCCUGCCAUCGCCGUUCCCAAACCUCCGAUCACCAUAAGGAUUGGAAAGCGAGGAGCAGCAGGAGGGUCCUCAAAGUUGAGCACGGGGGAAGGCGAACCGAGCGAGGAGAAGGAGGGGGAGAGCCAGGAGGAGUACUCGAUCCCGAAGAAGGCGCUGGAGGAGAUAGAGGAGUUGAAUCGCAAGAAUCACCAGGACCUGAUCGUGCUCACCAACGCUCUUGACUCCAUGAAAGAGGAGGACGCGUAUACCGCUGACUCCGUCGGUGAGCAGCUGGGAGAGUUCGAGCGCAAGCUUGAGGAUCUCAUCCGGCAAAACACAAGGCUGAGGAGGCAAGUCUGGCUCCUCCACAAGAUGCCUGGGCUGCCUGGACCGCAGGGAGUUCCGGGCAUUGACGGGCGGGAUGGAAGGAGCAGGCACGCCGUGGCUCCUCCGCAUGUGCAGUGA